Aplysia californica (California sea hare) is the source of this 3874-nucleotide messenger RNA. RefSeq lists its product as uncharacterized. The record is from RefSeq and is a predicted model, not a curated record. Bases 367 to 1821 code for a protein of 484 amino acids. The transcript is spliced from 9 exons. Lineage: Eukaryota; Metazoa; Mollusca; Gastropoda; Aplysiida; Aplysiidae.
AUCCGGGCACCCCUAACGGCUAACUCUUUUGAAAAAGGAGUUACAAAUUGUGUAUUUAUAAAAGUUUAGCCAUUCCUUUACCGAAAUAAACCACAUAGCAGAUUCUAGGCGAAUUAUUAUAGCGACAGCCAGCUUCGCUCUGGGCCCACCGACGAUCGACUGAUAUCGGUCGAUAUACAAGGGCGUGAACUCGAGAGCGUUAAUAGUUAACUCUUGUCAUGUGUCUUGUGCCGAGAUGCGAAUCUUAUCAGCAGCCUAUUAAGUCGGACUUUCCCGGCGGGCAGCCGGGGUCACUCAGCGUGUAAUGUUUGUGUGCAGUGAGCGGCCUUGGAAACGUGUGUUUUUGCGAAUAUAAAAAUAUUGACGAUGCAAGGAAAUCAUUCUCUUCAUGUAUUUGGCUCAAAAGUUGCCUCAGAUGUGGAUACCAACGCAUCAAAUGUUGUGCAACUUUUGAAACAGGAACUUUCAGCUUGCCAAGCAGAUAACAAGAAACUAACUGAUCAACUAAACUGUCUCAUUUCUUUGAUCAAGAGGUCAUGGACAGGAGAUCGGCAUGCAACUAUUCAUUUGUCUAACAUUGUUGGUCUUGAGCCACCUAAACAGGGUAUGAAAAAUGACGGGACCAUCGCCCGGCCGAACUCACAGGUUCAAACAAAGACGAAGAAUGAAUGUCACUGGGAGCGAUUUGCCUUGAAGUUAUUGGAAAGAGACUAUCAAGCUGUGCAAGCAGAGAUCAAAGAGUGUCAGCAACGCUACCUGGAGAACCGUCAAUUGUACAUGGAAGCUGUAUUACAAGAUCACCAACAAAGCAUGUCUCGGAUUCCACUUCACAGAAAUACAGAUUCAGCUUUAGCGAUGGAGGACGUUGAUUCCAAAAUCAUCAGGCAUAAUAAGGCUUUACAAAGGAUGGGCGUGUCAAAGUCAAGGAACCCUCGGGCCCAAUCAGCAGUCACUCGGAGGAAACCUUCCUUGGAGGAGACAGUUGAUCAGAUGGAAAUUUCUCUUCGUGAGCUGGUUGGGGAUACACCGUCUAGUAAUCAUUUUGUGACUGCACAGGCACCACGCACCAUAACACCAUGCUCACACAGCCUCAGACGACCCAUGUCGUCCACAAUUCCUGGUCGGCUGCCCAACACCUAUAAUGACCCAACAAGAUACACGCAGAACAACUUGUUUGGCUUAGGCGAGAGUGAUCCCGUUAAGAAGCCACGUCCUGUGAGCGCAUCGAGUUUGCGUGAUGGGGACAAUAUCAGGUCAAGGCCACGCAGCGGGAACAGAGCAAAACCCAACGGUCAACCAGCUUUCAUCACUCAGAGGAAUGAACGACCUCUGAAAUACGAAACUACACGACCUGUCAGCAGCAAACCAAGAUCAGCCAAGCAAAGAAGAAACUCAGAUGGAGUCCCUGUGAAGAGAGUGCAGAUUGACAAGAGGCCAGUCCUGAUCUCACAAACGGACGUCAUCCAUGCCAGCAGUGGGUGGCAAGGGCAGGCGGGGCAGGAUAGUGAGGACAGUUCUUCGCCACAGAGAGGACAAGACAGCCCACACAAAAACGGUGGGCGUUAUUCCCCGCAUGACGAUGGGCCUAACUACGAUCACGAUGGAUUUGACAGUGAAGGUGCAGAUUUUGAGAAUCUUCACUCCAAACCUCCAAUGGCAGUCCGUGUAAAAUCUGCUUCUGUUCGAAGACCAGCUUUCAUCGACGAGUUUGCAAAUGAUGAACAAGCUAUGAAAGACAUGGAGAAUGAUUUCAAGAAGACAGCCUUGUCACUUCAGAAAAAAUUAGGGAUCAAUGAUACUGGAAUUGUUUCUUAUGACUAAUGUGAUGAUAAAGAUGUACCAUAUCACUGUUCAUAUUAAUGUCAGCCCUAUUUUUGUACAACCAGCUGGGUACUCUUAUUCGAGGUCCAUAAGUUACUGUAGCAUUGUUGCAUUGAUGUACUUUGUUAUUCUUAAUGAAAUAAAGUGGCACAUGAGACGUUGUAUUUACUCUGAUAUUGAUCGCCAAAAGAAUAUAAUUUAAAAUCCAAAAUCGAAGGUACACUAUGUACCACCGUUUUACAUGGAGCUCAAUUUUACAAAUUCUUUUUCUUUGUAAUUGAAUCAUAUAUUCUUUUUGAAUAAUACAAUUUGUUAUUAAGUUUUAUAGAAGAAAAUUUUUUUUGAUAUCUUUAAAAAAAAUCUUGUCAUCAAUGACUUACUCUUACCAUGUAUAUGUAAACGUUGAUUUUCAGAAAAGCUGAAAAAAGUAUUGUCUACCAGACAUGCUCAAAAUUUUGUGAGAAAAAAUAUUCUUUUUACAUAUUGUUGUAUAACCAAAUGUAAAUAUAGUCGUGAAUAAUAUAAUUGAGACAAAGUGUUUAGCCUAAUUUGGCAGGCACAUGGUUAAAGUCGGACACAACUUUGUAUUUUGUACAUACGUAGAAUAUCAUUCACAUUCCUUUUUUUUAAAUUCAUUUUUUUUGUCCACUAAGUUUAGAGAAUACUAUAGUUUUAUUGUAUAUAUUUGUUUGCGACUGGUGUCUUUGAUCUAUCACAGCAAGUGUACUGCAACAUAGCAAAUACUUAAUUGAACAUUCUGAGUGAGACCAUUAAGUCGAGAGAAAAUGAGAGAGCGAAGGAAGGGGUGGGCAGGGGGCAGAGAUAAUCAUUUACUCAUCUUCUUUACCUAUUAAAUGUAAUCACAAAGUUCUCAGACUAAGAUUGUGGAGAGUUCACCGAAUUUGUAACGUCCCCUUGAAUCAUGCCCCACUUAGUUUAGAAACUCUGAACAGAUUCAGUCUUUUUUACUUAUCUUUUAUGGGAUUCAUUUUUAGAAAGUGUAUCUCUCCAUUGCAUUUCCUCUUAACAGUUUUAAAUCAAUACAAACACCAGUUUUUCAAUUAUACUUUCUCUUUUAGAAACUAUUUUUUUUAAAAACCUCACAGGGUCAAAGUGUUGGCAUCAGCAGGGAUAAGAGGUUACAAUGGUUGGAUUUAUUGAGCUUGUUUGAACACUUUCCACUGGAAAUGAGGUAUGUGAAUGCUUAUUAUAUUAUAUUACUAUCAUGUAAAACAUUUUCACUUUGGUCUGCGUAUACAAAGGAAUUUGCUGUAUGUGGACUCUGAUAAGACGAUUUUUGAAUAAAUAGUGCCUUUAUUAUGUCUCUUGAGCUCACACACAAAACAGAAGACAAAAAACUGAUAGAAAUAUAGCCGUAGAAUAACUUUAUGUUAUUGGUUAAUUGUUCCGUGUCCUCUUUGAUUUUGAGUUUUUUAUCAGCUUCAGUGUUUUAUGGCACUUGCAACACAAAUAGAUCAUAUAAGUGCUGAAAAUUAGAGGUGUUACCAGAGAGUAACAAACAAAGAAAAGAAGGAAGAGGGAUAAGUAUGAUAGCUGUUUGAUAAAAAAGAAGUAGGAAACCACACCAGAUCACCCACCAACCACCCAUCUUGACGUCAGCUUAACCACAGUUUUCUGUAGUUGCAAUAUGCUGAGUUGCCAACUGGUGAUCCUGAGAAAAAAAACAAUUUUUAGAGUGCAGUGGCUUGAGAUUUUUUUUAUUUGUUCCCUUACGCAAUUGGCUUAGAGUCUCUUAAAGUGUUUAUUUUACUUUGACUUCAGAUUGAUGGAAAAUAAAUGGUUUCAGCACAGUGAAACUAUGCGUUAUUUUAUGUGGUUUCUUCUCAGUUGAAGACUCACUUGCUCAACCAAACACAUACACACACGCACACACACACACACAAUCACAUAAUAAGAGACACAGAAAUAUAUUGCAAACUGAGGUACACACACACCUUUGAUCUUAUACCAUGACAGUUAUUUUAUUGUUUAAUCAAAGUUUAGAGCAAUAUAUUUAAAUGUUUUAGGAAAAAUAAAUACAAUUUUAAAAAAA